This is a messenger RNA of Sphaeramia orbicularis (orbiculate cardinalfish), 1594 nucleotides long. It is a transcript of the gene cxcr2, whose product is annotated as chemokine (C-X-C motif) receptor 2. The coding region runs from base 49 to 1209 and encodes 386 amino acids. Gene Ontology annotation, molecular function: C-C chemokine receptor activity; C-C chemokine binding. Gene Ontology annotation, cellular component: membrane; external side of plasma membrane. Lineage: Eukaryota; Metazoa; Chordata; Actinopteri; Kurtiformes; Apogonidae. The record is from RefSeq and is a predicted model, not a curated record. The transcript is spliced from 2 exons. Gene Ontology annotation, biological process: positive regulation of cytosolic calcium ion concentration; neutrophil chemotaxis; G protein-coupled receptor signaling pathway.
ACACAGUGUUUACACAACAGUUCUGCUCUGAGGACACAUACCGUCAGCAUGGACCUAAAACUGCAGCUGGUUCUGGUCUGGCUUCUACAGGAUUUGGAUGGAACCAGUCCGGACCAAUGGGACAUCCAGGACCUGGACCUGGACUUUGAUGAGCAGCUCUUCCAGUCCAUCUGGAACUCCUCAUACCCAGGGACCCCUCAGGGUGGCGCUGCUGCCUGUUUGGUGGACGUUCCUGGUUUCAACAGUCUGGGUCUGAUGAUCGUCUACGUCCUGGUGUUUGUCUUCAGUGUCACAGGUAACAGCGUGGUUGUGUAUGUGGUGUAUUCCAUGAAGACAGGCCGGGCCAGUACCGACGUCUACCUGAUGCACUUGGGCGUGGCGGACCUCCUCUUCGGUCUCACCCUUCCAUUCUGGGCCGUCGACGCCCACUUCGGGUGGGUGUUUGGCGAUGCCCUGUGUAAGAUCCUGUCUGGGUUCCAGGAGGCGUCCCUGUACAGCAGUGUGUUCCUGCUGGCCUGCAUCAGCAUCGACCGCUACGUCGCCGUUGUUCGGGCGACUCGUGUCCAUUCAUCUCGCCGUGUUGUGGUCAGAGCUGUGUGCGCGGUGGUGUGGGUGGUGGCGGCAGCGCUGUCGUUACCGGUGGUGUUUCAGAGACAGAGCAUGUUCGCUGAAGUCCAGAACCGGAGCAUCUGCUAUGAAAACCUGACUGGCGCCAGCAUGGAGCGCUGGCGUGUCAGCAUGCGUGUGUUGCGUCACAUGGUGGGCUUCUUCCUCCCCCUGCUGGUGAUGACGGUGUGCUACAGCUGGACCAUCAUCAAACUCUUCCACACGCGAAACCAACAGAAGCACAAAGCCAUGCGCGUCAUCAUGGCCGUGGUGCUGACCUUCGUCUUGUGCUGGGCGCCUUUUCACGUUACCGUGGUGACCGACACGCUGAUGCAGAGCCGAUCGCUUCAAAUGGACGACUGCGGAAGUCAGUACGUUCUGAAGGUGAUGCUGAACGUGACCGAAGUGUUGGCCUUCACGCACUGCGCACUCAACCCCAUCCUCUACGCUUUUAUCGGAGAAAAGUUCCGACACCAGUUCCUGUCAGCUCUGUCCAAACAAGGACUUCUGAGUAGAAGGCUCCAGAGGGUCUACAGGCAAGGAUCUACUAACAGCAUGGGCAGCAACCGAUCUAGAAACACCUCUGUCACCAUGUCCAUGUGAUCUAGAAAAACCUGUCCCCAUGAUCUAGAAACACCUCUGUCACCAUGUCCAUGUGAUCUAGAAAAACCUGUCCCCAUGAUCUAGAAACACCUCUGUCACCAUGUCCAUGUGAUCUAGAAAAACCUGUCCCCAUGAUCUAGAAACACCUCUGUCACCAUGUCCAUGUGAUCUAGAAAAACCUGUCCCCAUGAUCUAGAAACACCUCUGUCACCAUGUCCAUGUGAUCUAGAAACACUUCCAUAUAUGGGUGGGUGAGUCCAGUUCCAUCCAGUUAAAGUCUGCUCCUGUAUUAUGUCCCAUUUCCACUACGUGGUAUCGGCUCGACUCAACUCGACUUGACUCAGCUCGGCCUUUUUUGCAUUUCCAUUAUGAAAAAUGACCUGGA